Dunckerocampus dactyliophorus (ringed pipefish) is the source of this 2438-nucleotide messenger RNA. It is a transcript of the gene crema, whose product is annotated as cAMP responsive element modulator a. Gene Ontology annotation, biological process: regulation of transcription by RNA polymerase II. The record is from RefSeq and is a predicted model, not a curated record. Gene Ontology annotation, molecular function: DNA-binding transcription factor activity, RNA polymerase II-specific; RNA polymerase II cis-regulatory region sequence-specific DNA binding; protein binding. The coding region runs from base 123 to 971 and encodes 282 amino acids. The transcript has 8 exons. Gene Ontology annotation, cellular component: nucleus; ATF4-CREB1 transcription factor complex. Lineage: Eukaryota; Metazoa; Chordata; Actinopteri; Syngnathiformes; Syngnathidae.
AAAGUGGCUGGUCCUGCCGGGUGCAACCAGUGGAUGAUCCUCGCUGACGUGGAGCGACGCCAUCCUGCCGCUCCGUCACUGGUGACGACGAGCUCGACGUGAAAGUUUCGAGGCGAGCCACAAUGGACGACUCGUCCCUGCUGGACGACAGCGUGAACGGCUCAGACCAGGAGGAGGAGGAGAAGGAGGAGAACCAGGAUGGAGCAUCUCCUUUCCGAGUUUCUCCGAGCAGGAGGACUCAGACCUCAGUCAUCCAGUCACCGCAAGCUCCAACUCAUGAGGUAACCUCUGGUCACAAGUCAGAAGGGGAUACUCACAAGAGACGGGAGCUCCUCUCCAGACGUCCAUCUUAUCGGAAAAUCCUCAAAGAGCUCUCAUUGGAUUCUCCGGCCGUUGCCAAAAUUGACGAGGAGGAAGAGGAGGAGGAGGCGGCGGUAGCAAAUGUGAACUCUUCUUCCACGCCGACCAUCUACCAGACCAGCUCAGGACAAUACAUCUCCAUCGCUCAGGGUAGAACCAUCCAGCUGAGUGCCACCGGAGCCCAGGCCCUUCAUGGGGGUCAAUCUCUGACCCCGCAGCCUGGGGCUACCAUCCUGCAGUGUGCCGCCUCACCAGGCGACGCCCCCCAGCAGUUCUUCAUUCAGGGAGGACAGAUGCUCAUCCAAGCCGCCACAGGAGACAUCCCCGCCUACCAGCUGCGCUCACCCAACACGGGCUUGGGCCACAGCAUUGUGAUGGCACCAUCGCCGAGUGCCACGCAGAGCCCAUCGUCCCAGCACGCCGAGGAGAUCACCCGCAAGAGGGAAGUGCGGCUUAUGAAAAACAGGGAGGCAGCGCGGGAGUGCCGCAGGAAAAAGAAAGAGUAUGUAAAAUGUCUGGAAAACCGCGUGGCUGUGCUGGAGAACCAAAACAAGACGCUGAUCGAGGAGCUGAAGGCUCUGAAGGACAUUUACUGCCACAAGGCAGAGUAAGCUCGCACUCCCACCUGCCGCCUGUCAAACUGCCGUGACUGCGUCUGCUCGCUCAGGCCUUCCUUAUGCUGCAUCCCGCCCCCCUCCCGUGUGUCCCGGGAACGCCAAGAAUGAUCCAGCUCAACAGUACUCCGCAUUGUCUCUUGUGGCUUUUUUCCACACAGAGGAACUCAAAAAGCGUCACACACUUUGCUGUCGCACAGUGACAGUCGACCUAGGAACACAGGAGACGCUCAGGAACGUCACACGGCAUCUGAACGCACCUUUUGUGUCAUUUACACUUCACUUUCUGCUGGUUUUGUGUGAAACUCCACUCACGCUGAAGAUGCCAAGUGACAGGAAGGAGCAAGUGUUGAUUUUUAAAGCAGCAGUAAGGAAUAAUUGGCAUUUAUUUAUGUUGGCCCCUACAGGUGUAAGCUGUGAUUAAAUUCAAAAGCCAUCGUUGUGCAUGCUACAGAAAGCUGCUGAACAUGGAUUUGUUACGCGACACCAUCAUAAACUAAGCUAAGCUAUUAGCUGUAUGUGCUGAAUGCUAACAGUAUUAAUCUGUGUUGAAGUUAACAUUGAUCAGCUCUCAACAAUACUGCAAACGCUAACAAAACACCACGUGUCUGGGCCGGUCCACCAACAUCACCCAGCAUUAAAGCAGGUGAUGUGGGGGUUGCCAUGGCAACCAGAGAGCUGCCAUUCAACCGGCGUAGCAACCUUUUGAAGCUGUUAUCUUGAGUUUAAAUUCUGACAUGUUGUCGCUUUUGUUAAUAAAGUCCACUCAGCAGGUUACAACUGCUCAUCCAUUGCACAAUCACAUUCAAAGCAGCAGAUUCAUUAUUAUUAUCAUCAUUGAUGAGGUUUUAUACUUUUUAACAGCACAAGAGCCCCAAUUAUCCUUUUGUACAUUUGUUCUUUUUCCUUGUGGUGUAAAUAAAGUUGAUUUUGUGGCUAGAGGGCGGCAGCGUGUUCAUGUGUGUGGAGACAUGAUGUUUUUGUGUCAGGGGUCAAAGUUCGUUUCACCAGUCGUCUUCUGAGUCCACUUCCUUGUUCGCGUUGUCUUUAUCUAAUAAAAUAUUCUAAUUUGACGUUUCUCAGUCUUCAAGUGUACUUAAAGAUGAAUUGGAACCAGCAUAUUAGUAUAUAUACCGUACAUAUGUACGGUAUAUAUACUAAACAUUACGCCUUUACAGAGAUGAAAAUGGUCACGAUGGAGGUAUGAAUGUUUCUUAUCGUGCUGACUUUUAAGGUGUUAAUUCACCAACGUGUUUGUACAACUCUACUGUAUCACACUGAGCAGUUGAAGGUGAAUAAACAGGUGUUAUUUCCCCACAAAGGAUGCUGAGUGGUUUCCGUGGCAACGGGUGAGCGUUGGAAUGGAUAACACAGGAAGAAAUAUUUUUUCUUGAUUAAACUGGGAUUUGCACGCCUUAUGACGCACACAGCUUGCUUACAUAUGUUUAUUUCUCUGCGACUUAU